ACGCAUUGGUUAGAUGCCUGUACGCUGAUCGUCAUGGUGAAAUCAUAUCAUAGACUACUCUAGUGAGUGGACAUGGCUGAGAUUGAAUUUACUAUGGAGCUCAGCUUGAUAUAGCCUUGUUCACUUAAUGUUUGUUAUUGUUAUUCUGCCUGCUAGUUUAGCUAACGCUAGCUAGCUUAGCAUUUCACUCUCAUUGUCUGUCUUUUGCUGUACAGAAAUGGUUCCAUCAAAUCUUGGGGAAGAAAUGUCUACUGAAGUAGGUUUACCACCUGAGUGGGAGGACGAUGAACGGAUGAAUUUCCUGUUCUCUGACUUUAAAGAGAACCGAGAUGUCAGCACAACAGAUUGGGACAGUAAAAUGGAUUUCUGGACAACACUCAUUCUUAAAAUCUGCAGGAGUCGCGGAACCGUCUGUGUUCAUUUGCAGGAGCUGAACAAGAUUUUUCAGAGAAAAGGAAUUAUGCCUUUGGGUUUGGGUACUGUCAUUCAGUGCAUGGCCAGGUGUGGAAAGAUGCAAAGGGAGUCAGAGUUUGCAGCAAAUGUAGACUGUGGGUGGGUGUCUUGGGGUGUUGGUCUGUUGCUGGUGAAGCCUUUAAAAUGGACCUUUUCAACUCUUCUGGGUAGCAGUGGGGUUACUUUGAAGGAGUCGUUUGUCGUCAUCGAACUAGUAAAGGAGAAGGCAGCAGAAUUGCUUGGUGUCUACCGGAGCUCCCAAGUGGCCAACCACUCUCUCCUGUCCUUCCAGGAGCUCCGUACACUGUCGUCCGAUGUCUGUGUUGACGAGAGUACCCUGUGUAUGGCUCUGCUACAGCUGCAGAGGGAGAAGCAGGUGACAGUAUCACUGCAUGAAGGCGAGAAGAUUGUGAAGUUUUCUCAGCCAGGACAGGAUCAUGUGUCUCCUGUCAGUGAUGUAGACCUAGGCAUCUACCAGCUGCAGCGCAGUGAGAGACUGCUUGAAGAGAGGGUGGAGGCAUUGGGACUAGAGGCAGAGAAGUGCAAAGAAGAAGCUAGGGUGUUGCUGCGGGAAGGGAAGAAAUCUCAGGCCCUGAGGUGUUUGAGAAGCCGAAAGAGAGUCGAGAAGAAAGCAGACCACUUAUAUGCCCAGCUGGAAAAUGUGAAGGGAAUCCUGGACAGGAUAGCAAACUCACAGACAGACAAACUGGUGAUACAGGCGUAUCAGGCUGGAGUGUCAGCCCUGCGACUCUCUUUGAGGGAUGUGACCGUAGAAGGAGCUGAGAGCCUUGUGGAUCAAAUCCAAGAGUUGUGUGACACUCAGGGUGAAGUUAACCAAAUUCUGGCAGGUGGAGCGCUCAACUCAACGGAUGCAGACACAGACGGGCUGGAGGAUGAGCUAAGAUCUUUAUUGGAGAACUCUACUCUGGAUUGGCCUUCCACGCUACCUGAAGUAUCGUCACACCCUCUUUCACCUGUCAGGGAAUCUGGUUCCUUUUGUGAUGAUCUGCUGAGCGCUUUGCCCUCAGUCCCUCAAAGCCACUUCAAUAUCACAGAUGAUGAACUGGACAAAGAGUGUAGUCGCAUAACCCUUGCAAAUACAGGUCUUCAACAAAAAUAUCAUACCUCUCCAGUGAAGAGGGCUGAGCCUGCACAGUGACAACGCUAAUAAAAAUAUGUCAACUGCAAUAAUGAGCCCUGACCCUAAAAGAGUGUCUGGACAUGGUGAUCAAAAAUAAUUGGGUGUUGUCAUUUGUAACAUAGGUCUGUGAUCACUGAUCAGGGACUUCCUUUUUAAAUGCACUUAUACAGGGGCGUCAAACUCAUUCUAGUGAUUGCUGGUUUUCUUUAUUAACUUUCAGUUAAGACCUAGACAACCAGGUGAUGGGAGUUCCAUACUAAUUAGUGACCUUAAUUAAUCAAUCAAGUACAAGGGAG
Coregonus clupeaformis (lake whitefish) is the source of this 1890-nucleotide messenger RNA. Its product is annotated as charged multivesicular body protein 7. Gene Ontology annotation, biological process: late endosome to vacuole transport via multivesicular body sorting pathway; vesicle budding from membrane. Lineage: Eukaryota; Metazoa; Chordata; Actinopteri; Salmoniformes; Salmonidae. Gene Ontology annotation, cellular component: ESCRT III complex; multivesicular body; cytoplasmic side of plasma membrane. Bases 218 to 1612 code for a protein of 464 amino acids. The record is from RefSeq and is a predicted model, not a curated record. The transcript has 10 exons.